Rhodamnia argentea is the source of this 2237-nucleotide messenger RNA. Its product is annotated as protein NUCLEAR FUSION DEFECTIVE 4-like. The transcript is spliced from 3 exons. The record is from RefSeq and is a predicted model, not a curated record. Gene Ontology annotation, cellular component: membrane. NCBI's taxonomy places the organism in Eukaryota, Viridiplantae, Streptophyta, Magnoliopsida, Myrtales, Myrtaceae. The coding region runs from base 97 to 1863 and encodes 588 amino acids.
CCUCUCUUCCUCAUCGUCGCUUCAUCGUCAUCUCAUUGGUGUAUGCUCAUGCUCAUGCUCAUCUCCACUUUAUCUCGAUCUCCCUGACGGCGAACCAUGAUGCGGGUUUACGAGAAGUUGAACGAAUUUUACAGCAACAGAUGGCUGGUGUUCGUGUGCGCCAUGUGGAUCCAGUCCUGUGCCGGGGUGGGCUACUUGUUCGGCAGCAUCUCCCCCGUGAUCAAGAGCGCCAUGGGGUAUACCCAGCGAGAGGUGGCCAUUCUCGGGGUGGCCAAGGACUUGGGGGAUGCGAUUGGGUUCGUGGCUGGAGGUUUGUGUGAGGUGUUGCCGAUUUGGGCGAUAUUGGCCAUUGGGGUGGUUCAAAACUUUCUUGGGUAUGGCUUGCUCUGGCUCAUUGUCAUCGGUGUCUUGCCUUCUUUGCCUCUCUGGGUGCUCUGCAUCUGUGUAUUUGUGGGAACAAAUGGCGAGACCUACUUCAAUACAGCAGCUCUCGUUUCAUGUGUUCAGAACUUCCCCAAAAGUAGAGGUCCUGUUGUGGGGAUACUCAAGGGAUUUGCUGGGUUGAGUGGUGCGAUUUUGUCUCAGAUAUAUUUGAUGAUUAACGCCUCCAGUGAAGCAUCACUAAUUUUUAUGAUUGCGGUUGGGCCAUCAAUAGUUGUCAUUGCCCUGAUGUUCAUAGUUAGGCCCAUGGGAGGUCAUAAACAGAUUAGACCUUCUGAUAGUUUAAGCUUUUCAUUCAUCUACGGCAUCUGCCUCCUCCUGGCAGCUUAUAUAUUGGGGAUCUUGCUGGUCGAGGAUCUAGUUGAUAUCAGUCAAACUGUGAUCACCUUAUUUGUGGUGAUUCUUAUCAUUGUGGUGCUCCUACCCGUUACCAUACCUGUUCUGUUGGUUUUCUUCUCUGAGCCAAUUCCUUCAUCAGAGGAGAGCCUUCUUGCGGGGCAAGAGAAACCAGAAACCAGUAAAUCUGAGCAAGAUGGAAGUGAGGUCAUUCUAAGUGAGGUUGACGAAGAGAAACCUGAGGAAGUAGACCAGCUGCCAGCAUCAGAAAGGCAAAAACGAAUUGCUCAAUUGCAGGCAAAACUUUUCCAGGCAGCUGCGGAAGGAGCUGUGCGGGUAAAACGGAAGAAAGGCCCACGCAGAGGAGAGGAUUUCACCUUACUACAGGCACUCAUUAAGGCUGAUUUUUGGCUUAUCUUCUUGUCACUUGUACUGGCCUCUGGUUCUGGUGUGACUGUUAUUGAUAACCUUGGUCAGAUUUGUGAAUCACUUGGGUAUAAUGACUCAAGUAUAUUUGUUUCUAUGAUAAGCAUCUGGAACUUCCUUGGUCGAGUCGGUGGGGGCUACUUGUCUGAGAUCGUCGUAAGAAAAUUCUCCCUCCCACGACCAGUGGCUAUGGCUAUAUUCCAGGUUGUUAUGGCAAUUGGACUCUUUUACUAUGCUAUGGGUUUUCCUGGUGAGAUUUACGUUUUAACUGUGCUAAUAGGACUUGGAUAUGGUGCCCAGUGGGCAAUAGUGCCAGCUUCUGCAUCAGAGCUAUUCGGUUUGAAGAGUUUCGGGGCUUUGUAUAAUUUUUUUACUUUAGCAAGUCCUGCUGGUUCGCUAAUUUUCUCUGGGGUCAUUGCCAGCGGUAUAUAUGACUACUAUGCAGAAAAACAAGCUGCUCUUAGGAAGCUGGCUCUGGGAUCUAUGCCUCCGAUUUCUCUUCAGGAUGAUGACUCACUUACCUGCUCCGGAAACAUAUGUUACUCUCUCACGUUUGGCAUCUUGUCAGGACUUUGCAUUGUUGCAAUGGCCUUGAGCUCAAUUGUUGUUUAUCGGACGAAAAGCGUCUAUGCCCAACUUUAUGGAACUUCUCGCAGUUGAGUUUGUCCAUUUCUUGGCCACUCUCACUUAUUUUUGUGGAGGGUUCAUGUUCUUCGUUGAUGGAUAGAAGAAAGCUGGAGUUGUCAGUUCAAGUGCGUAUGCAUCGUUACGAUUCAUGGUUCUGCCACAGACCUUGCUGUUCCAAGUACAUUUUUUUUUCAGCUCUUUGAACUUCUGAGGCUUUCGGCUCACAUUGGGCUGAGAUUUGCUUGGUUUGGAUUGUAAUAAAAUAUUCUUUUGAGAUCAAUAAGAAUCGCUAAUUAGUUCAUGGACUAGAACGUAAGUUGAAGCAUUAUUUUCUGCCCUUUUAUCUGCAACAGGAGACUCCUCUGAAUCUUCUUGGAAAAUAGAUACCUUGUUAAAUUCUCCUUUAA